AUGAUUGAACGUAUCAUUGGCUUUGCUGCGUUGACAAUUGUGACGAUUCUUGGUAAUGUGAUUAUUAUAAUUGCUAUUUGUGUUGAACCUCGAUUAAAAAGUGUGAGCAAUUAUCUCAUAAUUAAUUUAGCUGUUGCUGAUUUCUUUGUUGGCACAACCGUUAUUCCAUUUAUAUCUCUAUGGGAAGUCUACGGUGAAUGGCAAUUUGGCGUACGGUUGUGUAACAUUUGGUUAUGCUGUACUUUAUUAUUUUGCACCGUAUCGUUUUUAACAAUGUCUGCAAUUGCAUUGGAUCGAUAUUUGUAUUUGAUUGAAUCUAAAAUGGACAGGAAAAGGCGGACGGUACGACGAGCUUUCUCAUUAAUUAUAUUAACUUGGUUAAUACCAGCUAUGGUAUGGCUGCCAGGUGUAUUUGCACAUAGUUAUCUCGCUGAAUAUUCGCCUAUUGUUCUACCGGAAAAUGGUUGUUAUUUACAAGCUCGUGCUGUUUAUGUUUUAAUUGCAACGACUCUACUUUUCUUCUUGCCGAUGAUUGGAAUGAUUGUUCUAUACAUAAAAAUCUUCCGUGUACUACACGGUCAGAUGAGUAAAUUAUUAAUUUGGUUAACUGAGGUCAAACGGAAUAGUGGUGAUCGUACGUCUCAAACCACUGUUUUCGAUCCAUUGACAGGGAUGUGCAACGAAGGAACAGGCGUUGGACGAGGACCUGUAUCGACGGCGAGCACCACAUCCAAUUUUCAUCAGCAAAACACACGCUGUUCCGCACAUGGCAGUAUGAAUGCUAACAAUUACAUUCAUCACCACGCACGUAUAGCAAACAAUUACGCAAUGAAUCGAGCAUUGAAAAAUCUUCCUCACAUCGAAACAAGUAAAUACCGUUUAACAUCCACAUCGACUCUCCCACCAUCAUCUCCUUCGCCAAUGCAACCAACGCCACAACCACAACUAGAACCCUUACCUUCUACUCCUACUGUACCGUUGAAUACAAAACAUAAAUUUCGUCGUGCCGUUCACGCGAUCGUCUGGCUCGGACGUACACGAGAUAUCGCCGGAACACACAAAGGUUCGUUUAAAGAAUAUCGUGAAAGUUCUCAAGCACGUACAAAUAAGAAGUUAUUUUACACGUCAACAUGGUCAUCGUCGGCAGCAUCAAACAAUAACACGUUACGACUUUCACGUAAUUCAACAUAUAGACGUGCAAUAUCGACAACAGAUUCUCUGUUACAAAGGCAGAUAAGUCUUGCACGACGACAACAACAACAAAAAGUGCGUUUAGCAAAGCAACGCCGCGUCGCACGUACACUUGGAGUGCUUAUUUUUGUUUUUCUCGUGUCUUGGUUACCCUUCACUAUUCUCUGGCCCGUUCAACGAUUCUUUGGUAUUCAGUACGUAUCAAAUAGUUUAUUAAGGAAAACACUUUGGCUGACAUAUGCAAACACAUUUAUUAAUCCAUUUCUUUAUUUUUUUUCGAAUAACGAUUUUCGUUAUGCAUUACGACGAAUUCUAAAAUGUUGCUUACGACAAAACGGCAGUAGUACAAAUAUACAAGGCAAAUAG
Messenger RNA from Adineta ricciae, 1557 nucleotides. Lineage: Eukaryota; Metazoa; Rotifera; Eurotatoria; Adinetida; Adinetidae. The record is from the annotation of a GenBank genome assembly.